UGCAAUACUUAAAACACAUUUAGACGUGCUUUGGCAAGGCGUACUUGAAUUCUGCUUUGUUUGAUGUGGUUACGUGUUAGCUAGCCACUGCUGGUUGCGUGUUUCGCUCUGUCAAGUGUCAACGACGGAUGGGUUGCUUGCGGAAGCUGUGCUCCUUGCUUUGUCAAAUGCAAGUCGGACUCGUAGAAGAUGCGCCAAAUGGUUGAGAGGAUUUGUGCUUAAUUUUUUCUAGAAAGUUUUGUGCGUACUUUUUUUCUUGAACACAUUGUGCGUACUAAUUCUUUGACAUUAAGGUUUUUAUAGAGAUAUUUUACGGUGCAUCAUACUCCUGUAAAUAGUGGGUAGUAUAUGGUUGAUCCAAUGGUCAUUAUUGAUCCCUGUUUUUUUUUCUUGAGGACAUUUUAGUAAUUGGUUGUAAGGGUAGAUUAGUCCUUUCUUAAUGAUAAUGUUAUUAAUUAAUAAUAUGGGUAAUUGCUGUGAUUAUUAACGUAAGUAAUCAUAGCUGGAAUAGAAUUGCCCUAUCUUAGUUCGUAGGUUUCACUUCUCGUGCGUUCUUCAUUUUUCUGCCGCCGCCUGCCGCCGCCUCUCUGCCUGGCAGCCGUCGCCUGAGUCGCACAGGGGCCGCCUCUCCUUCUCCCGCCCUGCGGUCGCUCCUUCCCCCGCCCAUCGGUCGCCGUUUCCUGAGUCGCACUGGGGCGGCCGCUCCGUCUCCCGCCCUGCGGGCGCCGCCGCAAGAUCUUGGACGGGCCCCAAGAUCUUCAACGGCGCAGCCGGCCCGCGCCGCCCGGCGGCCCUCUCUCUCCAUCGAAGGAUCUUCGGACGGCGCCCGAGAUCGGUUCCUCCGCGCGUCGUGAUUGAGAUCCCUCGCAUAGGAUAUCGGCAUGGCUGGCGAAGGCAUCUCGAUAGAUGAAUUUAUGGAGUACGACUCGAUGGUCAGCAGACAUUUAAAAGUGAGAACGAAGCGUACAAGUUCUACUUAGGGUAUGCGAAGAACAAAGGGUUUGGUGUUCGAAAGGGUGAUCUGAAAUAUAAGGGAAACAGAGAAAAUGCAUACCGGAGGACGUUUGUGUGUUGCAAACAAGGGUAUCGUGACGUAAAGCACUUUGAUGAAACCGACAAGAAAAGGACACCAAGGGCACUCUCUCGGUGUGGUUGUCCUGCUCUUUUGCAGGUUGAGCUUCAAGCAAGCACUGGGUUGUGGUUUGUAAAGAAUUUUGUUGACCAACAUAGCCAUCCAUUCAUAAAUCCUGAGUUGUCACCUUUCUUGUGGUCUCAUCGUGGCAUGACCGAUCCACAGAAGGCGGAUGUCAUUGAGUACUCGGUUGGUGGACUUCGCACACAUCAGAUAAUGGAUGUGAUGGAGAAGCAGGCUGGUGGUUUGGGCAAGGUUGGAUUUAUAUCUCGCGAUCUGUAUAACCAUGUCGCGUUGGAGAAGAAGAAAAAGAUAGAAGGUAGCGAUGCUCAAUUUAUGCUGAACUACAUGACAGCACAACAGAUGAAAGACCCAGAUUUUUUUUACAGAUACACCACAGACAGUGAUGGGCAUCUGCAGAACAUAUUCUGGGCAGACGCCCAAUCUCGCUUGGACUAUGUUGCAUUUGGUGGUGUGGUGGUGUUUGACAGCACAUACCGGUCAAACAAAUAUAGGUUGCCAUUUGUUCCAUUUGUGGGGCUGAACCAUCACUGCAGCACAGUCGUGUUUGGGGUUGGUCUUGUAUCCGACGAGUCGACUGACUCAUAUGAGUGGCUGCUUCAGGUUUUUUUGGAGGCAAUGCACCAGAAGCAUCCCAUUUCAGCGAUCACAGACGGCGACGCUUCAAUGGCCAAAGCCAUAUCAUCAGUCCGGCCCAGCACAUAUCACCGUCUGUGCAGCUGGCAUAUCGAGCAGAAUAUGGUGCUUCACCUCCGAAAGGAAAAGCUUAAGGAAUUUAGGAAAUUUAUUUACUAUGCCAUGAAGGUUCAUGAGUUUGAGAGACGCUGGUUGGCUUAUAAGAAGAGAUUCAGAAUCACAAGGAAAAAGAAAGAUGCAUGGAUUCACAGGAUGUACGAGCUGAGAGAAAAGUGGUCUGUAGCAUAUAACAAGGGAAGGUAUUUCCUAGGGAUGUUGAGCAAUCAGAGGAGUGAGUCUCUAAACUCGAGGCUUCAUGUGCACCUGAAUAGGAGAAUGAAACUCGUUGAUCUCGUGCAACACGUUGAACACUGUGUGUCAGUUUUGCGUAGGAAUGAAGCAGCAUUGGACGCUGUAGCUUCGCACACAAUCCCCUUCACUAGAUUGACUGCCGAUCCACUUGAGAUAAGUGCCUCAUCUAUUUAUACCCCUGUUAUGUUCAGUAAGAUGAAGGCCGAGAUUGUCAACUUAUCAAGAUGGAAUGUACUUGAGGUGGAAGAGGACACUGGUUUGGUUAGCUAUGGAGUUGCUCGCAAAGAGUCGGUGCACGUUAGGUUCCAUGUCACAUGUAUUUUUUAUGGAUCUAAGAUGGAAAGUGCAUAUUGUUGUUGUAGGAAGAUGGAAAGCGAGGAUUUUCCAUGUGCUCCUAUAUUUUGCGUUUUGAAGUACAAUGGGAUAUGCACCAUCCCCGCAUGUUGUGUGAAGGCUAGAUGGACAAUGCAAGCCAAGCCUGCUUUCCGUUCUGUGAGGAGUGCCAAUACACAUAUAUGGUCAGAACAGAUGGAUAAGUACCAUGAACUGUGCAAUAUGGCUAGUGAGGCUUUAUUCACGGCCUCAGCUAGUGAAAUGCAGUCAGAAAAGGUGAUGGAGUACCUGAGGAGCAUAUUGGACGAGGGCAACAGAAAUGAUGGGAAUACUGGCACGCCAUCAUUUGUUCCUAUGCCGGCUUAUUUUUCUGGGGCGCGGCAAUGGUUUACAGAUCAAGUCCAAGACCCUAAACCAAUAAUAAAUCCCAAAGGCAGACCAGCCAAAGAAUCGAAUAAGAGGUUGAAGCCAUUCCUGGAGAAUUUGAAAGCAAAAAAGAAUGACUUCGUGAUGGAAACACAUAUUGAUAUAGCAGUGAUGCAAAAUGGAAUGCAAGGAAGUACAUGGCCGGACACUCAAGUGGCUUCGUGGCCUAUCAAAGACUAUGAAGUGCCACAGCAAACAGAUGGCUAUUCCUGUGCUCUCUGGGUGUUGAAAUUCAUCCAAUAUUGGACCGGAGUGAGAUUGUCGGCUAUAUUCAACCAGGAUGACAUAAGACAGUUCAGAAGAUGGCUUGCUGCUGCCUUGCUCAAUUCACCUCACAAUGAGUUGAAAGUUCGGAAGGCCAUACCAGCAGUUGAUUUAGAAGAUGAUUUAGAAGACCUCGACCUCGGAGGUGACGACGGACACAACGACAGCGGAGAUGUCUCAGGAGACGAUGGUUCCGCACUAUAGUUGUAUGGCGCUAGACUUAGGGUAGAGUUAAUAGGAUUGGGCGUGGUGUGGUUUUUGCCCCGAAGAAGGUUUCCACACCGUUUUCAGUUUUAUUACUUUAUCUAUACAGCGGAGAUGUAUCAAACAAUUUUUUUGGUUGUGCUACUUCA
Messenger RNA from Triticum dicoccoides, 3516 nucleotides. Its product is annotated as amino-acid permease BAT1 homolog. Gene Ontology annotation, biological process: gamma-aminobutyric acid transport; transmembrane transport. The transcript is spliced from 3 exons. Gene Ontology annotation, molecular function: L-lysine transmembrane transporter activity; gamma-aminobutyric acid transmembrane transporter activity; L-glutamate transmembrane transporter activity. Bases 1283 to 3367 code for a protein of 694 amino acids. The record is from RefSeq and is a predicted model, not a curated record. Lineage: Eukaryota; Viridiplantae; Streptophyta; Magnoliopsida; Poales; Poaceae. Gene Ontology annotation, cellular component: membrane.